Empidonax traillii (willow flycatcher) is the source of this 3862-nucleotide messenger RNA. RefSeq names its product tyrosine 3-monooxygenase/tryptophan 5-monooxygenase activation protein gamma (gene YWHAG). NCBI's taxonomy places the organism in Eukaryota, Metazoa, Chordata, Aves, Passeriformes, Tyrannidae. Gene Ontology annotation, biological process: signal transduction. The transcript is spliced from 2 exons. Bases 210 to 953 code for a protein of 247 amino acids. Gene Ontology annotation, cellular component: cytoplasm. Gene Ontology annotation, molecular function: protein kinase C binding. The record is from RefSeq and is a predicted model, not a curated record.
GUUGUGGUGGCCCGCGGCGCGCGCACAGCACCGGGCGCAGCCGCCGCCGCCGGAGCCGCUUCAGCCGCAGCAGCGCCCAGACCGCCCUGCCCGCCUGUCCUCCUCCUUCUCCUCCUUCCUUCCUCCCUUCCUCCUCCUCCUCCUCCUCCUCCUCCCGGAGCCCGCAGCCUCCUCGCCCCCUUCUUCCCCCCUUCCCGGACCCCGCGAAGAUGGUGGACCGCGAGCAGCUGGUGCAGAAGGCCCGGCUGGCCGAGCAAGCCGAGCGAUACGACGACAUGGCGGCCGCCAUGAAGAACGUGACAGAGCUGAACGAGCCCCUGUCCAACGAAGAGAGGAACCUGCUGUCCGUGGCCUACAAGAACGUGGUGGGGGCACGGCGCUCCUCCUGGCGAGUAAUCAGCAGCAUCGAGCAGAAGACCUCAGCCGAUGGGAACGAGAAGAAGAUCGAGAUGGUCCGUGCCUACCGCGAGAAGAUCGAGAAGGAGUUGGAAGCAGUGUGCCAGGAUGUGCUGAGCCUGCUGGACAACUACCUGAUCAAGAACUGCAGCGAGACGCAGUACGAGAGCAAAGUCUUCUACCUGAAGAUGAAAGGGGACUAUUACCGCUACCUGGCCGAGGUGGCCACCGGGGAGAAGAGGGCGACCGUGGUGGAGUCCUCGGAGAAGGCCUAUAGCGAAGCCCAUGAGAUCAGCAAGGAGCACAUGCAGCCCACCCACCCCAUCCGGCUCGGGCUGGCGCUUAACUACUCGGUUUUCUACUACGAGAUCCAGAACGCGCCGGAGCAGGCCUGUCACCUGGCCAAGACGGCCUUCGAUGACGCCAUUGCCGAGCUGGACACCCUCAACGAGGACUCCUACAAGGACUCAACGCUCAUCAUGCAGCUCCUCCGCGACAACCUAACGCUCUGGACGAGCGAUCAGCAAGACGACGACGGCGGAGAAGGCAACAACUAGACCCCCCCGAUGGACUGGCAGCCGCACGCUGAUGCUAACUACUGCAGUCUUUAUUUUUUUCCCACGAGUGGGGGGGGGGCAGGGGUGGGGGAGGGAAAGGGAGGGGACACCUUCCCAGGGAGGCCCCCCACAACCUGUCUUUGAUUGCCUCGUUGACAUUUUUGCCAAAACACCACUAGUGGAAGUCAGGCUGGCUGUGCUGGUAUGGAAUAGCAGCCUCACUGGCAUAUGGACUGUUCUGUAGAUUAUUAAUACAAGUGGAGCUGUCUUUAAUUUAACUUUAUUGCUAGAAAUAAAAGGGUUUUAAGACGAAUUUGCGUGGAUGGAAUGGCCCUCGUUUUUAAGGAAAGCAACGCAAAAACAUUUAAAAAAAAAAAAAAAAAGACAAAAGCGAAACAAAACAAAAAAAAAAAAAAAAAAAAAGGGAGUUCUGUGGUUCCAGUAAGGCUUCGUGCGUUUGUUUCCGCAGUCCAGGUGCCGUGUGUGUCCGCACCACGUCACGGGGCGUCUCUGCAGCGCUCUGCCCGCCAGGGCGCAGCUUCAAAUCCCCAAAUUGAGAAGGAAUUAGAAAUAAAACCAACAAAGCUAAACAGUUUGGGGCUCACAGAGCCCCAGGAUUUAGGCCAUCCAAUCUUUUUCUUUUUUUUUUUUUUUUUUCUUGUUAAGAUAUAUAUUAGGAUAGCUUACAGUAUUGACACUAAAUUGCAGUUUACAGUAUUUCUACAUUACAGCCAUAUGACAUCAAGCCUUUGAUUGUCUGUUUUUCUUUCUUUUGCUAGUUCUUUUGGCUUGCCUUCCUGAGCAGUCCUGGCCUGUGGACUGGCUUUAGCUAUUCUGUGUCGCCCAAGGCAAGAAGAUCGCCCGCCCGAGGAACAUCAAAGCUGCUCUAGUUUUUUGGUCAACAGCUUAACAGGUGCUUGGCUAGCGGCUGUUUCAACUAUUUUAAGUCCACAGCAAAAGGUUUAAGAACUUAAUUAGACAAGGGGGAAGUGUUUAAACUUAAAAAAAAAAAAAAAUGCCACUUAAAUAAAAAAAAAAUAAUAAUAAUAAAAAAAAAUUAAAAAAAAAAGAGCAUUCAGGUCUGUAUGUCAUGUACUGUGUUUGGUAUUUCAAAAGACCAUCCUGGUUUAAGGUGCCACAGCUGCUUCCUCAGGGAUUGCACUGCCAUUUCACUCUGCCUGACCUUCUCCCACUGUACCAUGAGGUUUGUCAGCAGAUCUCCAGCACCCAGGCUCCCUUGUUUGUCACCAGGGAAGCCAGGUGCAUUUUCCUUUCUCCUGGGGAAGCUUGUGGUGUAAUGAGUGAACUUCAGGAGCUUAGAAACUAAUUUGGUAGAGAAAUUCCUCAAGAGGAAGAGCUACAAUCAUAGACAUUUCUAUCCACCAUCAGGAGCCCAGGAACUUAGUUCUCUUCUUAGCAAAAUCUUUUCCAAGUCUGUCUGAUCUGGCUGGGGGUGGGGGACGGGGCAUCUAUGAGUUGCUUAGCAGGUAAUAUUUACCCCAUUUUGAGUAAGUUUAGCUUUAAUUUUGAUUUUCCCACGGUUGUUGGAGGUUCACUGCUGUUCUCUGGCUCUCAGAGCGCUGCGCCCUGCAGCGCUUCACCCAGCGCUGCGCAGUGAGAGGAAACCGCACUCGUGCUUUUAUUCUUUAUUAAACAUCGCUCUGCUUUUGGAAACAGGCUUUCAUUGUCCCUUUGAGAGUCAGCCCGACACGGCGUCGUGGUGUGGCACACACGGCACAGCCGCUCCUGCUGCCGGGGUGCGCGGGGGGGACACGGCUCCGGCUCCCUCCCCGCUGUCCCAAAGCCGCUGCCCGGCUCCCCGGGGAGCGAGCGGGGCCAGGCCGUGCUCGGCCCCCGGACACUGCCCCAGUGGUGCUGGAAUAGCUUUUUCCAGCCGGGAUUCAUCCACCCAAAGUCAGGCCCCCCAGGCGCUUUGCAGGAAUUUGGGGUGCAGCAUCCCCGCGGCUGGGGGCCCGCGGUGCCGGUGCGUGCCGGGACCGGGAGAUGCUUUAGGCUUCUUAUCUCCUUCUCAUCGACCCCUGUGUCCCGUGAGCAGUGUUGUCCCAGCUGUACAAUUUGGAAGUGAUUUACUGGAAUUACAAAACCUAUCUUUUUUUUUUUUUUUUUUUUAAUUACUACUCUUUUUGGCUUUUGCUCUGGCUGCUUUAGGAAACUUAUGCAGGAGAGAUGGCACAAGAGGGCUAAAAACGGAGUGGGGGUCAGGGACUUGAUUUUUAAGCAGCUUGAAUGGUUUCUUUCAUUUUUUAAGAGAUGCACUUGCCUAUGAUACUGUCUCUCCAGUGAAAUGAUUACUGCUCCAUUACUCUAUUGAUACAAUAUUGUGCAUGCUAGUGUCGUAUUUCUAUACAGUAGCUUGAAAUUUAUUAACUUAUACUGUAGAUGUUAUGUAUUCCUAUGACAAAAUAGUCUUCAAAAAUUUUCUAAAGUUUUUUAAUUUAUUUUUCUUUCCUUUUUUUUUUUCGGGGGUAAAGUUUGCUCUACCAAAUAGUGAUCGUAACAAACUGAUCUGUUAUGGAUGUUGCUAUAGUGACAUGCAAUUAUAUAUGAUUUUGUUUUUAAAAAGGAAAAAAAAAAGCAAAAGAAAACACCAGUGUUAGCUUAAUCUUAAUGUCUGGUGUUCGUCAUGGUGAAAUUAUAACUAUUACAGUGUAGGAGAACAAUGACUGUGUUCUUUGAAUGAGCCUUUGUUUGUGCUUUUUGUCAUGUUAUGCAGUGAACUAUUUUUAAGGUCUAAUCAGUGAUUAUUUUUCCAACUCCGUGUUUCUGUAAGGAAUUAUUUCACACACGGACCAUUCUUAGCAGUUUUUCCUCAGUGAUGGAAUAUCAUGAAUGUGAGUCAUUAUGUAGCCGUCGUACAUUGAGCAAAUAAACUUACAGAUCUGACGUCA